Molecule: messenger RNA, 1813 nt
Organism: Astyanax mexicanus (Mexican tetra)
Lineage: Eukaryota; Metazoa; Chordata; Actinopteri; Characiformes; Acestrorhamphidae
Gene: tmem169b
Product: transmembrane protein 169b
Exons: 3
Coding region: 263-1159 (298 amino acids)
Source: RefSeq, a predicted model, not a curated record
UGGAGAAGAAGUGGGCGGAGUUAAGUCUGAUCUGGAACAGAGGCGCAUCUGCAUGGCGGCUGUGUUUGGGACGCGCUUUAGUCGAUGUAAAUGAAGUAAAUAGAGGUUUUAAUGUUUCUCCGCGGGCGUCCUCUCUUCGUGUGUGUGUAGGAUCACCAUGCUUGAAAGUCACAAGUAGCCAUCCUUUUCAUUUGCUCUCCUUUAGCUCCUCCAGAGGCUUGUUUACACACAGGAGUGAAUCUGAAUUUUAUAAAGGUUAAGCAUGGAGCAGGUUGAGCCGUCGGGAGGAGAGAGCCCCCAACUAACAUCCAUACGUUCAGAUGCUUCAGAAGCCCCGGUGGAGGAGGGAAAUACUGGAACUAGCACCCGGAGGAAGCGGAGGAGGAGGGAGCCCAGACCCGAGUCCAUCAUUGUGUAUCGCUCUGACACAGAGAGAGGAGAUGGAGAGGAGCGUGGAGGAGACGCAGAAGGUGCAGAGAGAAGCUCGGAGGAAGGGGCCAAGUUCCUCACAACACCAACGAGUGAAGGAAACUGGAACCUUCCUCCUGACAGCCGCUACGUGACACUAACAGGCACAAUCACACGUGGGAGGAAGAAAGGUCAGAUGGUGGAUAUUCACGUUACACUGACUGAGAAAGAGCUGCGUGAGAUGGCCAAGUCUAAGGAGCGGCUGGAUGCUGAAUGUGAAGCAGGAGAUGGAGCCAAGCGCUCCUGCGGAUUGGGAUUUUGUCAGGGUCCUCAUGUGGUGCUGUGGAGUCUUUCUUGUGCUCCCAUAGUCUUCCUCCUCUCAUUCAUUACCUCAUUUUACUAUGGCACACUCACCUGGUACAACGUGUUCCUGGUGUACAAUGAGGAGAGGACGUUUUGGCACAAAAUCACUAUUUGCCCCUUUCUUAUCAUCUUCUACCCCAUGCUGAUCAUGGUGGUGUCACUGUCUCUGGGGUUGUAUUCAGCGGUGGUGCAGGUGUCCUGGGCGUUUAGUGAGUGGUGGCUGUCGGUGAAGGACUUGGAGAAGGGCUUCUGCGGGUGGGCAUGUGGGAAGCUGGGGCUGGAGGACUGCUCUCCGUACAGCAUUGUAGAACUUCUGGACUCAGACACCAUCUCUGGAAGCCUGCAGGGAAAAGCUGCGGGAGAUAGCGUGCAGACUUCCUCUGUGUGAAAACCUCUCUCUCUAUGAAUAGAUUUGUGCUGGUAGAUAGGACCAACUAGUUAGUCGCAAUGUGUUGUUUAGACUUCGUUUUAUAUGAGUUUUUUAUGACCACUUUUAAACUCUGAUGUGUUUAAAGAAUAUGUAUCCAUAUAUACCAUAUAAAAACCCACAAUCACAGGUCUGUGAGUGAGGGAAUGGUCUUUGUGAGCGUCAUUGUUUGGUGUUAUUUUUAGCCUUUAGCCACUAGCUUCCUGAAACACUUAUCCAACGCCUUCUUUCGCUGUGUAAUUUCAGUGGAAUGGAAUGUUGUCUUUUGUCAAAGUCUCUUGUGUUUUUUUAUGUAUUUAUGUAUCAUGUAUCAGUUUUAUCCAUGUAUUUAUGCUAUUUAUUUUAUUUCUUUUUUUUAUUUAUUCAUUUUAAAGUAUUGCAUGUCUGGAUUAUUCACAGUUGGUGCCCGAAAGUGCUUUUCCAUAUCAAAGUCCAUGCUGGCUUAAAUAUAAGGAAAAGGCUUGAGAUAAUCCCGGAAAGCGUAGGCCAUAUAUCAUGAAUCAGUUCAAAAAUACUUUUUUAAAGAGAAGCUUGAAAAUUAUAGUACACGACUUGUUUUUUUUAUUUUUUAUGAUAAUGUAUUUUCAGAAUAUGAUUAAAAUAUGUUUUUGCACA